This is a messenger RNA of Diospyros lotus (date-plum), 2526 nucleotides long. Its product is annotated as E3 ubiquitin-protein ligase CCNB1IP1 homolog. The transcript has 9 exons. Gene Ontology annotation, biological process: chiasma assembly. The record is from RefSeq and is a predicted model, not a curated record. Bases 339 to 1259 code for a protein of 306 amino acids. NCBI's taxonomy places the organism in Eukaryota, Viridiplantae, Streptophyta, Magnoliopsida, Ericales, Ebenaceae.
CCCCGGCUCUUCCCUCGCUUCAUCCCCAACCCCUUUUGGCUACAGAGAGAGCGAUCGAUCCUUCCGUCGUCGGCCACCGCUAUCCUCGCCGGCCACCGCUAUCUUGUCGCAGCGGGCCAGCGCAUUGCUCCGCUCCGCCGCUACAGCACCGUUCCGCCACAGCCGCUGCAGCACUGCUCCGCAACCGCCGCUGCCGCACUGCUCCGCCACCGCUGCUGGAGAUUUCGGCUAACAGGAUUGUAGAGAAGGCUGGAAGCUGAAGUUUUGCAACAUGUGGGGGGAUGAUUUUCAGGUGCCCACCUAGGGAGCCAAAGUAAACAGAAUUUUUGCAGGCUGAAAUGAGAUGCAACGCUUGUUGGCGAGAAUUGGAAGGACGGGCCAUUUCCACCACUUGUGGCCACCUCUUGUGCACAGAAGAUGCCAGUAAGAUCCUCAGUAAUGAUGGAGCUUGCCCUAUCUGUGAUCAAGUGCUCUCGAAAAGUCUUAUGAAACCUGUAGAUAUCAACCCAAACGAUGAAUGGAUAAACAUGGCCAUGGCUGGGAUAUCUCCACAGAUAUUGAUGAAGAGCGCAUACAGAAGCGUAAUGUUCUAUAUUGGGCAAAAGGAACUGGAAAUGCAAUUCAAAAUGAACAGAAUAGUAUCUCAGUGCAGGCAGAAAUGCGAGACAAUGCAAGAAAAGUUCACAGAAAAAUUAGAGCAGGUUCAUACUGCAUAUCAGAAAAUGGCCAAGAGGUGCCAGAUGCUGCAACAAGAGAUUGAAAACUUGUCCAAGGAUAAGCAAGAGCUCCAAGAAAAGUUCUCUGAGAAAUCUAGGCAGAAGAGAAAACUUGAUGAAAUGUACGACGAGUUGAGAAGCGAGUAUGAAUCAAUGAAGAGAUCUGCCAUCCAACCAGCAACCAAUUUCUACUCAAGGGAUGAGUCUGAUUUCUUCUCGGGUCCGCCUAACAUGAUGGAUAACAGAGAUCCUACUAGAAAAGAUUGGUCGGUUUUCACUCCUGAAACUCCAGGACCUAGAGAGGAUGUAUGGCCUUCAACCAGACAAAACAGUUCUAACUCUGGUCCCUAUGACAUCUCCGGUGGCUCACCUGUGAAACAGUCUGCAGUUCCAGUAGAUGCUGGUAUGAGAAGAGCUGCUCCUCCCCGUCCUGUUUUUGGAACUGGAGUGAGUAAUCCCUCGAUGACGUUGAGGAACCUGAUUCUUUCUCCAAUAAAGCGACCUCAGCUUUCUCGUAGCCGCCCCCCCCAAAUGUUCACGUAAGUCACCAAUUUAUUACAUUACUGUUCACCACCGGAGUCAUGAUAUGAACUUUCUGGUUUUCAGGUUGUAGACACUACACAUUCUGAUGGUUAUACUGAACAAAACAGUUCUGUGCAGCGAUAGACCGACCAGUGUCCUUGGCUCUCCAUUUCCAUGACUGGCAAAGUGUAUGGUAAUCCUGAAGCAACCACCUGAUACGUAAACCACAUUAGAUAGGAGUAUUACUAUUGAAGCUGAUAAAUUCUUGUGUACGUGAGAGUGAGAGUGGAAGCAACUAUAUCUUAUAGUUCAUGACCAUGGCACAUUCAUAGAUGUGUAAUUCUUUUUUCCCUCUUUUUUUUUUUUGGUUUGGUUUUUGGCUUCUCUUCAGUUGUCACAGGGGCUCUUUGGACAUGUCCUAAAUAGAAAAAUUAGUUCUCCUCUCAUGGUCGUCCUCCUUUUGUUCAAAGGCUGAAUCAGUAUUCUCUUUCUUUUCCUUCUUCCCUAUUGUUUUCCUUGGCUCUACCGCUCCUAGCUGCAUGGCGAAAUACAUUGCUACCAAUGCCACUACAAUCUGCAUAUAACCAUGGAGGACCAAAGCCAACCCACAUUCAAGCUGCAAGGAAGAAACAUUGAGGGUAUCCCCCCAUAGAUAUGCAAGUUUUAUUAACAUUUAUAAUUUACUUUCAAAUAAUAUUCACAUCACCAUCAUUUUACUAUGCCAUAUCUAUGAGCUUGGUUAAAUAUUUCACAUGGAUGCCUUCAGUAACAGGUGGUUGGGCAAGAAAAUGUUCAGAACUGGGGCAUUGGAAGAGAGUUCAAUGGUAUCCCCAUGCCGGACAGAAUACACAACUUGAGAACCAUCAAUGUAUAUCAUCCCCUCUUCAGAGAACCAUCCAAUGGACAUGGACUCGUCACAUCUAACGAUCCCGUGCAACAGGCUUGCAGUUGCUGCUCGUGGCAGCAUGGGCUCCCGAACCAUAUAUUGGAGAUCCUUGGACACAAUAGGCAUUGCAAAUCCACCGGCUGACAGCAUUGCAGCGGUUGAUCCAGCCGCUGUUGAGACUCUAAGACCACUCGAUUUACAGUUCACCAUAGGGGAACAUGGCUGGCCAUCUUUCCUAAUUCUGCCAACAAAAUGAGCAAUGAUUCAUCCCAAGGCAAAAACUGAUUUAACAUCGCCAGCUUCAUAUUUUUACUUCUGUAAUUUUUUUAUUUUUUUUUUUUGUGUGAUCACCUAAAUUUUGUAUUAUUUUGAUUAUAUCCCCCAAAUUGAUUUUUGAUUCAA